AUGUUUAAAAGCCCACAAGCUCGAAGUUUAUCAUGUAGCUUGCAGUACAUCCCCCUUAAUAGUUUGGCAUGGAUUCAGUUGGAAAACUUCUACACAAAUGAUCAUGUGAACCUACCAGAGAGCCUGCACCUACCCCGGACCUCUGCAAAGGACUUGGGAGCAAAGGGGCUAGUAGUAUUCACAUUCUGGUCUCUCCCUUCCAGGUCAGUGAACAAUUUCCUGAUGACAGGCCCAAAGGCCUACCUGAUCUACUCCAGCAGCGUGGCAGCAGGGGCCCAGAGCGGCAUCGAGGAAUGCAAGUACCAGUUUGCCUGGGACCGCUGGAACUGCCCCGAGAGAGCGCUGCAGCUGUCCAGCCACAGCGGGCUACGCAGUGCUAAUCGGGAGACAGCAUUCGUGCACGCCAUCAGCUCCGCGGGGGUUAUGUACACACUGACCCGCAACUGCAGCCUUGGAGACUUCGACAACUGUGGCUGCGAUGACUCCCGCAACGGGCAGCUUGGGGGCCAGGGUUGGCUGUGGGGUGGCUGCAGCGACAACGUGGGAUUUGGGGAGGCCAUCUCCAAGCAGUUCGUAGACGCUCUAGAGACGGGGCAGGAUGCCCGAGCCGCCAUGAACCUGCACAACAACGAGGCCGGACGGAAGGCCGUGAAGGGCACGAUGAAGCGGACGUGCAAGUGCCACGGCGUGUCGGGCAGCUGCACCACUCAGACGUGCUGGCUCCAGCUGCCCGAGUUCCGAGAGGUGGGCGCCCACCUCAAGGAGAAGUACCACGCGGCCCUGAAGGUCGACCUGCUGCAGGGGGCGGGCAACAGCGCGGCGAGCCGGGGAGCCAUCGCGGACACCUUCCGCUCCAUCUCCACCCGGGAGCUGGUGCACCUGGAAGACUCCCCCGACUACUGCCUGGAGAACAAGACCCUGGGCCUGCUGGGCACCGAGGGCCGCGAGUGUCUGAAGCGGGGCCAGUCCCUGGGCCGCUGGGAGCGCCGCAGCUGCCGCCGGCUCUGCGGGGACUGCGGGCUGGUGGUGGAGGAGCGGCGGGCCGAGACCGUGUCCAGCUGCAACUGCAAGUUCCACUGGUGCUGCGCGGUGCGCUGCGAACAGUGUCGCCGGCGGGUCACAAAAUACUUCUGCAGCCGUGCCCCGUGGAAGGCUCGGGCCUUGGGGAAGCGGGCGGCUGGGACCGGCCGCACACUUUCCCUUGGAAUUUUCCCGAGGCCUCUCGGGGCCGGGGGGGGGUGA
Messenger RNA from Ornithorhynchus anatinus (platypus), 1242 nucleotides. RefSeq names its product Wnt family member 8B (gene WNT8B). The coding region runs from base 1 to 1242 and encodes 413 amino acids. The transcript is spliced from 8 exons. Lineage: Eukaryota; Metazoa; Chordata; Mammalia; Monotremata; Ornithorhynchidae. Gene Ontology annotation, molecular function: frizzled binding; cytokine activity. Gene Ontology annotation, cellular component: extracellular region. Gene Ontology annotation, biological process: cell fate commitment; neuron differentiation; canonical Wnt signaling pathway. The record is from RefSeq and is a predicted model, not a curated record.